Messenger RNA from Pseudomyrmex gracilis, 8794 nucleotides. It is a transcript of the gene Ptp99A, whose product is annotated as tyrosine-protein phosphatase 99A. The transcript has 16 exons. The coding region runs from base 2478 to 5720 and encodes 1080 amino acids. The record is from RefSeq and is a predicted model, not a curated record. NCBI's taxonomy places the organism in Eukaryota, Metazoa, Arthropoda, Insecta, Hymenoptera, Formicidae. Gene Ontology annotation, biological process: protein dephosphorylation. Gene Ontology annotation, molecular function: protein binding; protein tyrosine phosphatase activity.
GUUUUUUUUUUUUUUUUUUUUUUUUUUUUUUUUUUUUUUGUUUCUCGUUACACGCACGUGAGCUUUUCGAGCGAGAGUAAUUUUCAUUCUCGACAAUAAUAUGCACGCACGCACGUACGUACGUCGCGAGACAUCCGUUAGUUUCAUCCGGACGAAAUGAGAGAUCGUAAAAUAGGGCGCGGUCCCGCGCGCUGCUCUCUCUCUCUCUCUCUCUCUCUCUCUCUCUUUCUCUGUGUGUUCGGAUCAUUUAUUAUAUACGCGCGGGAUUCCGCGCGCGGGGAAAUAAAAACUCGGAGAGCGAGAACGCGCGAGAUUGACGUGGGAAAUCGCGGAUUAGCCUCGUCCGGUUUGCGCAUCGCGCUCGUUCUCGCGUACAAAAGUGAGAGAAAAAGAGCAAAAUUUUCAGUUAUUUAAAUAUACCGAUCUGUAACAUACAUAUAUAUAUAUAUAUGUAUAUAUAUAUAUAUACAUAUUGCGUAUACAUAGACUCUCGACGAAACGCCGGUUUUAAAUCAUUUCGCGAAAUAAUUUCAAUUUCCCGAUAAUUUCGAACGCAAACGAGACAAAAUGUGUUUUUAAUUAUCUUUUGUGUGCGCGCGGCACGCGCGCAAUGUUGAAUGUACAAAUCGCGCCGCUCUUUGUGAUUCAUAAACGCGCAAAACGAAUCUCAAACGAAACGUCAUUUAUUCCUUUAUGAACCAAUUACGGAUUGACGUUAAACCGCGUGCGCGCGCGCGCGCACGUGUGGCGGAUUCGCUCGCGUUGAAUAGAAAAAAAGGUUUAUAUUAGCGCGAAAUAACGCGCGCGUCGCGUUCGCAUUAUACGCGCAUCGACGCUCCUCGAAGUUUAUUUAUCUAUUCCGCGAUGCCAAUUAGACGAUAAAUGGGGAAUAUGAAACUGGAUCCUCUCUCUCUCUCUCUCUCUCUGUCUCUGUCUCUCCAUCUCUUUUCUCUGUCACGGGGAAAGAGAGAGGCGUCUCUCUCGCUAUUGUCAAGGAAACGCCAUUGUUAUUGGAUCGGUCCUGUAAUUUGCUUCUUUAUCCGGUUCAACCCGACGUUCGAGCUAACUCGAUUUCUCUCCCCCUCCCCUCUUGCGAGUGACGUUUAAUUGUUCGCACCGUGCGCAUCGGGGAAAAUUCACUCGCGCCUCGAAAGUUCGAUCUCUCGUUUCUCUCGCCGGAUCGGAAAUUGAAAGGAAGCCUCCGUGAGAAAAUUGAAAGCUCUCUGUCCGCAUUUACGAGAAAGAGAGAGAAUGAAGAUUGAGAACGGGACGGCGAAUCAAUUUCCAUAGGAGCGAGAACGGAACUUCCGAUUUAAUUUUAAUUACAGACGUACUCUUUGUACUCCGGAAAAAAUGUACCUUAUAUUUGGCAAAACUUCUUCACUGCUGUUGAUUAAAAUGUAAAACUUGGCAGCAUGUUUGGCUUUUUUUUUUUUUUUUUUAAUUUAGUUUUUGAGGAAACACGGAAGCUUCAAUUUCGUGAAAGAUUCCGACGUUUUAGCGACGUAACUACGUAUGUGUUUUAAUUUUAUUUGAAAUGAUAGAUGCGCUUUUUACUUUAUUUUACGUGCACGCUUGCGUUGCCACACUCUCGUGACAAUACAAUAGAUAUAUAUCGAACGACAAAGCUCGCGACUACACCGAUAUAUUGAGCGCAUCGCGCUCCGUUGUUGUUUACGACGACGCGAAGUUAUUCCCCUAAUAUCCACCCACUAAAAAUACAGGGAGAAGUGGGGGGAAGUCGCUUCACAACCGCUAAUGUUUCAAGGGGAUCGAAUAUAAUCAGCCGUUCUUCCCUCGCACGAUCGCUCGAUCGAUGGACGAAUAUUCGAGGACGUGGCGUCUGCGGAUGUGCGACGACAACAUCGAAACAAAUAUAUUUUUUUUUUUUAUUUCAAACAAUUAUUCGUUAGAGAAAAGUGUCGAGAAAGAGGGCUCGCUUCUUCGUUCGCGAGACUUCGUUCUCUCAAAUUUCCUUCGCGAGUUCGCGCGACGGAGCCUUACUUCCGGUUUGUUUCCCGACAGGAGGCGAGAGAGUAGCCGUUUACAAACACAGUGCCAUAAUCGACAUUCGUCGCGACACGUGCGAUAAUAUCUCGUCGAAACAAAAAAAAAAAGAAAAAAGGUCGAUUCGUUCGCGCCGAUAACCUCCUCACCGAGGAACUUUCGCGCGCAUAAUGUCAUGACAAUGGACCCGACUGGUGAAUAAUGCAUCGUUACGCGCUUCGCUCGGGUUACCGCAACAACAACAACGACGGCGACGACGACGACGAGAACGGUGGUGCCGAUAAUUGUGCAGGCGGAAGAAGAUCGCGUCCGAGAGAUCUUUCCCGAUCGGAAUGGACGAAUUCGUGAAAUAGCGGGCGGACAGCGAAGAAGAGAGAGAGAGAGAGAGACACGCACGCACGCAGGCACGCGGUCGUUCUACGCAGCUGCAGCAGAAAGGAGAAGAAAAAAAAAACAAAACGAAAAGAAAGAUGUCGUGGUCUAGUGCGGCCAGUGUCGCUCAACUGGCGGCGUCGCUGAUGCUGAUCUUGAGAGUCCUCGUCGCCGCGGAUCCGAUCACGACGACGACGAUAACAACGACGACCGACGAGCCGACGGUCUUCGAACGGACGACCUACAUCAUGUCCUCCACGGAGAACGACAGCGAUGUUUAUCUAGCCCCGACGAAACCGGAGAAUCUCACCUCCCGUGAAAUCACAGGCACAACCAUCGAACUCUCGUGGUCGGAACCGGUGAACGCGAACGGUGUCAUCGCCGGUUAUCGCGUUUACUACAUGCAUUCCAACUACACGGACGUUAAAAUGCACAUACCCGAUAAAUCCGCGGACUCGGACUACUCUUCCAUCGACUUCGUUCUGCGAGAUCUGAAUCCCUACACCGAGUACAAGAUCUGGGUGAAGGCUUACACACGGAAGAACGAGGGCGAGCCUUCCGAUCAGAUUAUACGCAGGACCGACAUAACAGGACCGAGCGCACCUCAGAUCUUGAAUUUGACUUGCCAAUCGCACGAGUCCGUGUACGUUCACUGGGCCGCGCCGGCCACCUUCUGGGGCUCGAUCGAUUAUUACUACAUCAAUUACCGCAAAGAUAACGGGAAACACGAGGAGAUCGAAGUCGCUCCCGAGAAAAAUCAUCUCGAGUGCGGGACCAUCAUACCCAAUCUUACGAUGAACACGGUGUACGAGGUGAUGGUGCGAGGUGCCACCAGAAGCAGAAUAGACAGCCACUUGAUUAUUCAAGGCGAGAACUCCGUGCCGGCGACCGUGUUGGUCACCCGCGAUUGCGACAAGAUACCGCCCUUGAUGCGUCGCAGCAAUAAAGAGCUCAGUCCCGCCGUGAUCGCGGGAGUGGUCUGCGCUUGCUUUGCCGUGAUGCUGACGAUCACGACCUUCGUGUUAUGGAAACCGCUGUUCAGGAAAUGCUUCCACACCGCCUAUUACUACCUGGAUUAUCCGCCGAGGAACGUUCCCACCCUACAGGAAUGGGAGAACAGCGAGCAGGACGGCGAGAGAACCGCCGUGGCCGUUCAGCAGUUUGUGCAGCACGUAGCGAGUCUCCACGCCGACGGAGACAUCGGUUUCAGCAAGGAGUACGAGCUCAUACAGGCCGAAACUGGCGACUACACCGUGGAGAACUCCCAGUUCGCCGAGAAUAAAGCCAAAAACAGAUAUUUGAAUAUACUCGCAUACGAUCAUACUCGCGUGCAAUUGCUGUCCUGCGGCGGCGGGCCUCCCAAGAAGGGCCAGGAUUACGUCAACGCGAAUUACAUCGACGGGUGGCAACGGGCGCGAGCUUACAUCGGUACCCAGGGUCCACUUCCUCCGACGUUCGACGGUUUCUGGCGCAUGGUUUGGGAGCAGCGCGUUUCCAUAGUCGUGAUGAUCACCAAUCUAGUCGAACGCGGUCGCAGAAAAUGUGAUAUGUACUGGCCCAAGGAGGGCACGGAAACGUACGGUUACAUCCAAGUAACCCUGGUGAAGGAAGACGUCAUGUCCACAUACACCAUUCGUACUCUUCAGAUUCGCCACUUAAAGCAGAUCAAGAAGAAGAAAAACGGGACCAAUAUGGGCGAGCGGACUAUAUGGCAGUAUCACUACACCGGCUGGCCUGAUCACGGCGUACCCGAUCAUCCGUUGCCCGUUCUAAGUUUUAUUCGUAAAUCGUCCAACGCCAAUCCGCCCGACGCCGGUCCCAUCGUCGUCCAUUGCAGUGCUGGCGUUGGACGUACCGGAACGUACAUCGUGAUCGACGCCAUGCUGAAGCAGGCCAAGGCCAAGGGCGAGAUCAACGUGUACGGAUUCCUCAAGCACAUUCGCACUCAGAGAAACUUCCUGGUGCAGACGGAGGAGCAGUACAUUUUCAUUCACGACGCGCUGCAGGAGGCGAUCGAGAGCGGCGAGACCAAUAUCGACGCGAACAACCUAAUGCAGCACAUUCAAGACAUGCUGUGCCCAUCGAAUAACAAGACUGAUGCGUGGAACAAUAUCGAAGCUCAAUACAAGUUGGUGACGUCGUGGAAACCGAAAGACUUCAAUCUCGUGUCCGCCACCAAAUCUUGCAAUAUUAUCAAGAACCGCAAUAUGGACAUUAUUCCCAUCGAGAACGCGCGCGUUCAUCUAACACCGAAACCCGGCGUCGACGGAAGCGAUUACAUCAAUGCCACUUGGGUUUCGGGUUUUCACCGCAACCGCGAGUUCAUUAUAACGCAGCAUCCGAUGGAGAACACUAUAAUGGAGUUCUGGCAAAUGAUGUGGGACCACAAUACACAGACUAUCGUCAUGCUAACUCAGUGCGAUGAAGAAUACCCGGAGUUCUGGCCCGUUGAAGGAAAGGAUCUGGAAUCCGAGACGUUCCGAGUGCGACUUUGCGGAACGAAAGAGACCGUGAACGGCACGAUUCUGCUCGAGGUCGCGGUUCGAUCGUUGCAGGACGAUUACGAGCUCAGCGCCAGGAUCGUUCAGGCGCCGUCGAAUCAGAACGGUUUAUGGCCGCACAACAACAAUCCGAAGAUCUUCGUCAACAUCAUUCAAGAUUUUCAUCGGGAUUAUCAAAACGGGCCUAUCGUCGUGAUCGACAGGUACGGUGGAGUGGAAGCCGCACUCUUUGUUCUACUGACCACUUUGAACAAGCAACUCGAGUUCGAACAAAGUGCCGAUAUCUACAUGUUCGCGAAGCUGCUUUACAUGAAGCGACCUGGCGUUUUCCGCUCGAAGGAGGACUACAUUCUGCUGUACCAGUGUUUGGAGACCAUGUUGUCUACGAAGGGCCGCGCGGAACCCGAUCUGUACGCCAUGGCGAACGGACACGUCGGCGCGAUGAACGACCCGAACGAGAUCAGGUCGGCCUCGUCGAUUCAACACAUGCCCAUAGAUUAUCCAUCCAAAUCAUCCGUCAUUCGCGAAUACGCUACCGUAGAAGUCAGUUCCGAAUACCUGUCCGACUACGCAAUUCCUAUACGCGUCGAUCAUCCGAUUGAGUCGUCCAGCAGCCGUGGGAGCGAGAGCUGUCUCGCCUCCUCCCACGGCGGCAGUAACGACCACGUUGUACCGCCGCCGGAAAAAGGCAUGGUGGUGUCGCAGAGAAACAUUAGCUAUCACAAUCACCCGCCAUCCGGUGUAUCCGUAAUGGUCGAUGCUAACGGUUAUAUCACGAACGGCAGCAUGCGCGUACCCGCCGACGGUCUGGAGCCCAGCUGCAAGAUGAUGCCGCAAUGAUGCCGGCCUAUCUUCGGUUGCAGCGCACCCUCGCGAAGGUCGGCCCCGCUGUAAUCGAGCUCUCGGCCGUUCGAACAGAAGUCUCAAUCCGGACUUGACUGAUGAUCCUCGCAUCGCGAAGGAGACGAAGAGUUCGCGUCGUCCACGGGAGAGCCGAAGCGGAUCUUCUUCACAAGCGGAUUUCUUUAGUGUACAUACGACGCUACGUGAAUAUUUUAAACACGAAGGAAAGAGAGAUAAAAGAGUUUCGGUGCGAGUGGCGGACAGUGCCAAAACAAAAAAGAGACAAAAUUGCCGCCGAUCGCACGCCGAAGCAGGUGACACGUUUGUCUUGUCCGUCGUGUAAGUUUACGUUUACAGAUUAUUGUAUAUAUUAUGUAUUCAUAUAUAUAUAUAUAUAUAUAUACAUAUAUAUGUAUAUGUAUAGACACGAGAAUGUACACGCACGCGGGACACAUCUGCAUAUUGUACAUAUAUACAUAGCUGGAAUACAUAUAUCGCGCGUAAAAGUAAUACAAAUAUAUAUUAUACAUAUAUAUAUGUAUGUAUAAGUGUUGCGUGUGUCCGUGUGUGUGUACGUACAAGUCGAAGAGACAUCCCGACAUCUCCGACAGUUGCCAAAGAAUUACAUUACAUUAUCGAUAUAUGUAGCCCCUCCCCCUCCGCUCUAAUUGUUAGGAAAAAAAACUUGGAUAUAUUGUCGCGUGGAUUUUUUUGUGAGUGUGUACAUACAUGUACGCGCGUGUACGAUUAUAUUCUACGUACGCGUUAAAUAGUUUGUAAACGCGCGAGAACGCGGAUCAAACAAAUCUCCUUCGCGCGCAGCAACAACAAUUGCGCAAAAAAAAAAAAAAAAAAAAAAAANAAAACAAAACUAUUCACUGCGAGCGCGCGUCUGCCCUCUCUCGUUUUUUUUUUUNNNNCUCACUCGCGACGAAUCCGCGCGACGCGCACAUUUAUAUUCGUUAUGCUAAUACUGCCAUUUCAGCGAGGACAAAUUUCUGUCGGCGAUUGCGUGUCGUUGUUUGUUUGUUACGACUGUGUUGAUAUUGUUCUUGAGAGGAAGAUUCUUGAAAGAGGAGAAAUUCAAGUGCGAGAGGUGCGAUUUUUCUCGCGCGAGCCGCUCGAUUCGCACGCCAGUCAAAUCAAAAUAUAAUACGAUAUAAUAUAAAAUAGCGCUUUUUGAUUCGUUCGGUGUCCGUGCAUAAACGAGUACCACACGCACAACUCGACAGAAGACUAAUGUUGGCCCUCGAUCGAGUCUCUGACGCGCAAUGAAUGUUUGUAAAAGGCCUCCGUGAACAGAAGCGAGAACAAAAUGUUACAAAAAAAACUGCAAACUACGCAAAUAUGUUCGCGAAAGAAGCACACGAGCCGACGCGUAUCUCCGGAAUUCUUUGUAAAACGCUGACAAAAAACGGUAGAAGCUUUUUAGUUUUUUGAAAAUAUAGAGUAAUAUACCGAUUUAACUGUGUGUGAUGACAAUCGCAGAGGGAGAGAGAGAGAAUACGUUUUUCAAUCAUUUUAAUUUGUACAUACAUUCUCCCCAAAGAAGAAAAAAGAAAAUCUCUGUGAAACAAAUCAAAGUAAAGUGGCACUUUUAAAUUCACGCUCCUCUCGUUUUUGUAUUUUUUUACACACACGUUGUAAGCAUUGAAAAAAUAAUUAAGAGCACAAUCUCAUGAAUUUUGCAUAACAAUUUUGCAUAAAUGUUAAUCCGCAGCACGAAUGAUGAAAAAAAAAAACACACGCACGAAACCGUUUACAAUACAUAAAGUAAAUAUGUAGAAAUUUUUGAAAACAAAAAUACGCGAAAGAAGAUGAAGUCACCGAAGUCGCGAGAACGUGUUUGUUCGUUGCGAAAAAAACGCGUUGAUUAUUUUCGGCGCAACGUUAAAAGCAGCUCGUUUAGACAACUCGCGAAAUGAUGCGUCGCUUGGCCUAUACUCGUAACAUAGUACAAAUUAGUCUCUACUUUGAGAAAACUUAUACUUGUUUAGUAAACGUUCAACGACGAGCAAUGCAAAAAAAAAAAAAAAAAAAAAACCAACCCGGUCCGUUUUAACUUGCCGAAACUGUGUUACAAUUAAGUGACUGUACAUGCCAUUUUAAUGAUAAUUACAACCAGGUAGCCAACGUUACUAGGUAUAUAUGAUGUUCUUCCGUUACAAGUGGCAACGUCAUCAUCAAAAUAUAGACGAAUAAGGCAAUUACGCGAAGGUUAAACCAGCUCGAAAUAAAAGAAAAAAACCUAAUAUAGUUCUCGCGCGUCUUCUCGAUUCGCGACGCAGAUAUCCAACGAGUUUAAUUGUAUCAUCGCGAAGACUGAAAUCGUCCUUGAAUCAUCGUUAUCCUCUAGAAAAAGUUUACAGCGGACGAAAGUGAGAGAGCAGAGGCGACGAAUGCAGAGAAAAAAAGAGAGAGAAAGAGAAGAAGUGCCGAUGCCGAAAUGUGUACAUAAACGGAGGAAAAGAAAGAGAAGAAGUGACUGGCAAACACCUCGGUCAACUCGCUGUGAUUAGCUAUGCGAAAGUGGUGCGCGUUCUUCUAAUAUAAAUUACGAUAUACACACACGUGUGGUGCGAUUAAAAAUGCCCCGCGGUUGGCACAAGACUGAUCGUUUUAUCUCGCGGAAAUCAAAAAACAAAAAAUAAGAAAUCCAUUUUUCAAGCCGUGCUCGCGUCGUGUUUUCGUCGCGAAAAACGGAGAGAUUUCCGGAAAGAAAAACGGACAUCGCUGUUCCUUUGGUACAGAAAUUCGAGUCUUUUUCGAGGACCUUGGGUAGCGCCGAGAGAGAAACGUGUGUGUGUGUGAAAGAGAAACAAAAAGAAAAAAAACGAAGCAGGCAUUUCCGUAAACGAAAACCGAUAUCCUCAAGGACACGGAAGAGAGAUCUCCAGGACGUGGUAACGAGAUCCGCAUAUAUAACAAAUACCGCACGUAUGUUCGCGCAUCCCAAUUGCUCGCGAUCGGAGUCUCGAUUAAUCCACCACCUCACGGACGGAAACAUCUAUCCGACACUCUAUCGUAAUGUAAUUAGAAAUUUAACUAUGUAUGUGUGUGUGUAAAGAAAC